This is a messenger RNA of Staurois parvus, 392 nucleotides long. NCBI's taxonomy places the organism in Eukaryota, Metazoa, Chordata, Amphibia, Anura, Ranidae. The record is from the annotation of a GenBank genome assembly.
AAAUACUACACUCGCCUGCUCGCCAAUGGCGAUUGGAAAUUAUGGUGGGGGCGAGUGGGUCCCCCAGGGCCAUCUCGCUGAGCAGACUCGGAGCUCAGGCCGGAUCUGUCAUUGGCACUGGGAGCGGUCAGACUGCUCAAUAGCUGAGCGCAGUGAAAGCAAAGGAAGGAGUGUGUGCUGUGCUCUCUGCCUCCCCCUAGAGUGCAGUACCCGGCUCUGUGAGUGAACAACGAAGUACUGCAACUUAACAGCGUGCGUGCAUGUGUGUACAUGUUUGUGUGUGUCUGUGUAUGCAUGUACAUGUGUCUGCGUGUAUGUACAUGUGUGCUUGUAUGUGCCUGUGUGUGUAUACAUGUGUCUGUAUGUGUAUGUACAUGUACAUGUCUGUGUGU